AUGGAAAAUUACGGCAGGAACCGAGGGCUGUGUAAAAGUAUUGCGAGAAUUAAGGAAUUAGAGCAACAAUUCAGUUAUUUAAAAAAAAAAGUUACAAGGCAAGAAGAAACCAAAGUCAAUAUUAAUAACUUGGAAGAGAAUUUUAGAGGGCGAGAAGAAGAUACUAAAGCCAAUAUUCAUAAACUAGAAGAAAAGGUUAGGGAACGAGAAGAAGAAACUAAAACUAAGCAAAAAAUUAUUAAAAAUUUAGAAGAAAAGCUUCAACUACCUCUUGAUAGGAUCGAUAAAAACGGAUUGAUUUUUGCAAGAAUUAUUGCACUUGCAACGGAAUCGAUAGACUUCUUCCAAGGAUCACGACCUUAUGCAAUGGGAUCGAACUUAAUGGUGGUUUCUUCCAAGAUUCAAGACUUUCUCAAAGUACGAAUUAUAUCUGAAAAUUUAGAUCUAUAG
Funneliformis mosseae is the source of this 450-nucleotide messenger RNA. The record is from the annotation of a GenBank genome assembly. Lineage: Eukaryota; Fungi; Glomeromycota; Glomeromycetes; Glomerales; Glomeraceae.